Drosophila rhopaloa is the source of this 984-nucleotide messenger RNA. RefSeq names its product putative odorant receptor 69a. Gene Ontology annotation, cellular component: plasma membrane. NCBI's taxonomy places the organism in Eukaryota, Metazoa, Arthropoda, Insecta, Diptera, Drosophilidae. The record is from RefSeq and is a predicted model, not a curated record. The transcript has 2 exons. Bases 1 to 984 code for a protein of 327 amino acids. Gene Ontology annotation, biological process: sensory perception of smell; detection of chemical stimulus involved in sensory perception of smell. Gene Ontology annotation, molecular function: odorant binding; olfactory receptor activity.
AUGCAGUUGAUUGACUAUAUGAAGUAUAUAGACCUCGCCUGUCGCAUCGCAUUUGUACCACGCUAUCGAUGGAUUGGAGGGCCAAGAGAUAGAGAUAAACAAACAACAGUCAAACAAAGCUUUUUCCUGUUUGGAGUUGCUUUUAUGGUCUACCAGAAUUUCGGAGUAAAUAUGUAUUGGUUCCUGUUUGGCAGAAAUGAAAAGGAUAUGGAUAAGUUCGUGACACAACUUUCGGAAACGUGCGGUUCACUUAUGCUAGUCACUGCCGCAUGCUCAUUUGUAUGGACACUCACAAGAAACCGAUCCAAUAUCGAGGCGGUGUUCGCAGAGCUCCAAGCGCUGAGUUACAGACCAGAAGAUAAUCAGGAUCGGUGCCAGCACUACCACGAGAUGGCGAUCUUUAUAAUGGAGAUUAUGUUUAAAUUUUACAUCAUAUUUUAUGUGUAUUACAAUACAGCGCCACUUCUUUUGCUCAUGUGGGAGAAUCUGAUGGAUAAGGAUAUAUCCUACAAAAUGCAAGCCAAUAUGUGGUUUCCCUGGAAGAUUCAGGGUUCAGCAUUAGGUUUUGGCAUCGGUGUUAUUAGCCAAGCAAUGGGCUCGAUUGUGGGCGUUGGCUUCACCAUAAAAGUUCUGUGUUUAAACUGCAUAUUUACUUGGCAAAUUAAACUGCACUGUGACGCCUUAUCAUGUCAGCUACUGUCGCUCAACUCUAGCAGUCCAGAAUCACAUUGGAAAUUAAGGUCUUUGAUUGCCUAUCAUUGGCGUAUCCUUGAGAUUGGGGAGCAGUGUAAUCGGAUCUUGAACCCUAUUUUCCUGACCAGCCAAAUUUUCUCAGCUAUUGCCAUUUGUACGACGAGUGUGGCUGUUCUUCUGCUCGAUCUGGCAUCUGCCAUCAAAUAUGUCAGUGGCCUUGUGGCAUUCGUCCUCUACUACUUCUUCAUUUGCUACAUGGGCACCGAGGUUACUAGAGCGAUAAUGUCAUAA